AUGGCAACGCUACCGCAACAGGCUCCAGGGCCGGGUCCAACCGCCCAAGCCCUGCCCUCCUGGCUCUCUUACUCUGCGGCCGAAACAGACACCAUCGCUUACACAUCGACUCUGACCCAAGUAGUCUACGACCCACAAGGAAGCUUUGGGCCCUUUCAAACAGUAAAUGUUGUUCAGGGCACCACGACCUCGGUGGACUACUCGGUGGUGAACGUUCCAGUGCUGUAUACGGGGCCAUUCCCGGCUCCGGAUCUGGGGACGCUCUAUACGACGCCCGGGCAGAGCGCAACACAACAGGCUAGUGCUGGUCCUCAGACAGCAACAUAUACUGCGGGUAGCGGUGAGAAUAGUUCGCUCAACAAUGGAGCUACGGCAGGAACAGGCACUCAGACAGCUCCUCCAGCUUCGGCGCCUACACAAACAGAUCCUGCUGAAGCGUCGACAGCUCCUACAGACACGGCCACGCUAAUGACAGAACAAAGCGCGGGAACAGCCGAGCCAACCCAAGAUGGCUCGCUGACAGCCGCAUCAGCACCUACAACAUCACCCACCUCGACAGCACCAUCACAGAGCAAUGCACCGACCUCUACCACGCUCUCCGGCACCUCGCCGACCACAAUCAACGGCACCGGCACCUCCUCAGCGACAGACCCAACUUCAAAGACUGGAACCGCCACAAACAGCGAUCCCUCCGCCACCGCAGCUGGCACACCAAACACUCAGAUUCUUUCUUCCAACAGCUUGUCUGGCGGUCAAAUAGCCGGCAUCGUUCUCGGCGCACUUUUCGCCCUCCUGCUUCUCCUUUUGCUUUUGCUCUGCCUGCGUCGUCGACGAAAGAGGCGGCAAGAAGAGGCGAUACUUGGCGCGGCGACGGGCGGCGUAGGCGCCGCCGGUGGAGCUCGUGGCAACUAUGCUGCCAUCGGUGCUGGGACCGCUGCCCCAGGAAGGCUGACCGGCGACGACUGGAGGGAUGACCACCUAACGACGGCUGGUGCUGGAUCCGGAUUCUUCGUCGUCGGUGGAAGAAGGAAAGGUGACCGACAAGCCAGCAGCACCUCACGCCGGUCCCGAAACCGCGAGCAUUAUCCAACUGCGAGCAUCACUCCUUCCUCUCCCAACAGGACGGGCGCUUUCGCAGGCCUUGCAGCUGCAGGCGCAGCAGCGAUAGGCGCCGUCUUCGGUCGCAAACGACCACGCAACACGGGUCGGGUGGAGAUCGAGGAAGAUCCAUUCAGCGAGGAUGACGCUGGCGAUCUCACUGCAGAACGGCAGGGACUCAUGUCGUUUACAUCGCCCGACAGUACCUAUGGGUCUGGAUUCGAGAUGCGUGAGGGGAAGAGACGGAUAUUUGCCCCUACGCCGGCGGUGCUUGUCGGAGGCGCACGGGGCGGAUCGCGUCCACCAUCGGACGCAUAUUCCGCCUCAGGGAGCGGUACGAGCAGCUCACAUACGCAACGACCCGCGAUCAGUAGUAGCAACAGUGGGGUGACGCCGAGUGGAAGCGGGAGGAGUCUGCCGCCGCCUCCGAGGGCAUCGAGGAGUUCACCUACGAGUCAGACUAUGAGGAACGUGGAGCCCUCACGAAGCUCGCCCCCUUCUGCCAGGCCAGGCUUGGCAAGUCGAGGCUCUGCAGGAACAACGGAUAGCAACACCUCCUGUGGUGGGAUGGACGCCGCGCUCCUCGGUGUAGGUGGGCUGGGGGCGCUCGCAGCGGGCCACAGGGAGAGCGACGGAAGCACCUACUCCCAUCGCAACGUACGAGGAUCCCACAUGUCCGAGAUGUCCGCCGACGAGCUGUCCCAUCUGCGAUCGACGGAUCCGGAACGAUACAGCCGCUUCAUUUCGACGGGCAGCACGCUGUUGGGUCCCAACUAUCGGUCGAGCCCCGAGGACGAGUCGUCUAACGACACAUCGACGCCUGCCCACCCGGUACUUGGCGGUACUUCGGCUCCGCAUCCGACACGCCUUGCCACUAUCCGCAGUGUCGGCGAGCUGGGCGAGAGGAGCGAGAGCGGCUCGCCACAGCAAGGAUCAAGCGGGCUGUACGGGUCAUUGGGCGCCUCCUCAGGGUCAAGGCGCGCUGUCUCCCCUUUGCCCGUAUACGAGCCUCGCGGUGAGACUCCAGCAGCCGACCUGCCGAAGUACGCGAUGCAUUCCCGACCCACUUCCUCCAGACCAUCAAGCGCGGGAGAGGUGUUCAAGACACCCAUGUCCGAGGCGCGAAGUCUGUUUGUCACCCCACCCGAUUCGCCGGAACACACAAUCCCGUCCAACUCACCGGAGGCAAGACCCGCGUCAGACGGUCGUCAAGGCGCCCAACUGCCAGAGACGUCAGCUGCAAGUGCCGGCGUGCUUGGCGGUGUCGCAGCAGGAUGGCGGCGUCUGACAAUGGGACAGUUCGCCUGGGUGCCUGCAGCCUCGCAGGACCACCAAGCGCCUUCCUCUUUGGGCGAUGUGGAUGAACCCGAUCCGCGGUUGAGCUACGAUCACGCCCAGCGGCCGUCUGAAGACUCGAGUCGGCUGGUGCACCAACGGCAUGGCUCUCGAGUGGAGACGAGCGAGACAGGUAUGGCGCCGGUAGUAAGGAGCCACAAUGCGAGCGUGUAUGGUCCUUCAGCGGUAGGUCAUGGUUCAGGGAGCAGUGGAGAGCGGGGUGCCUCUAGGCCGAGCCUGUCGAGUCGUUCUCGAGCCGGCUACUCCGCGAGCCAGUCUGCGUUUAGCGGCCGACGCACCACGAGCGAUAUGGACAGCCUCAGCGCUGCCGCGCAGGCCAGCUCGUCCCGAUCUACCCGCACCGGUGGCGCUAGCGAGAGAAGCAUCUCCACCGGCGCUGCCAGCUACAACCCUAGCAACGACGCGCCAAGCUCGCGUGCUGUUGCGGGCGACGAUUCCGUAGCGACCGACAACGCGACUAGGAGCGGCGAGUCGGCAAGCAUCAUGUCGGAUGAGGUGUCGCACUUUGCCAGUAGUCGCGCGACCAAUGGCAGCAACUCAGUGGAGGAGCGCAAGAGGCCAAGCGAGGGGCUGAGCCGACUCGACAGCUUGCGAGAGCGCGACGAGUCGAUGGAUCCCUUCGGCUCGCUGGAAGGCGACGCGGGAGGCAGUCCAACAUCUGGGGGUUGGAGACCGUCACCGAGAGUCGUCAGCGCAUCGCAACAGGCCGCUGAAGCACUGGUUCGACCUCAACAGCAUCCUCAGGGGCCAAGGGAUGACGCUCCGACAGCUCCGUAUCCCCAGGAGGCUUCACACCAUUGGGACGACCUCGAUACGACAUUCAGAGGACCGGAUCGCGCUGCCGAUCUGGAGGCUGCUCCGGAGGGCCAGACAGCCGGAGAGGGAUCCGACGAGGAGCAGAGAUGGAAUCGCUCCUUUGAGUGGCCCAAGUUCCUACAGUUCUAG
Kalmanozyma brasiliensis GHG001 is the source of this 3399-nucleotide messenger RNA. RefSeq lists its product as uncharacterized. The record is from RefSeq and is a predicted model, not a curated record. The transcript has a single exon. Bases 1 to 3399 code for a protein of 1132 amino acids. NCBI's taxonomy places the organism in Eukaryota, Fungi, Basidiomycota, Ustilaginomycetes, Ustilaginales.